UAAAAAUUAUAUUGUGAAAAGAGUUAUGAGCAACGCUGAUAUGGACGGACGGACGGACGGCGAGGCCCCUGAUAUUCUUAACCCGACAUCAGAAGUGGGAUCUGUGCCACACCCUGCAUUUUCUGAGGAUCAGUGGCGUGCAGUAGUGGAAAUGCAAAAUCGGAAUUUUGCUGAACUUGUAAAAAUCAUGCAAGUGACGCCGGCACAGGCAGCAAAGUGGUGUUCAACAACCGAUAUAAUUCUAACUGAGCACCCCCUUAAAGGAAGUAAAUUGAUCAUCGCACUAAGUAACUGCAUGGAAGGAACUGCAUCUCAGUGGCUAACACAAAUCUCGUACCAGGGUAUGACUUGGCAAGAGUUCCAGGAAUUAUUUCUGCAGCGCUUUGAAACCGAAGAGACGCCGGCCGCUACGUUUUUAAAUUUACUCAACAGCCGCCCGACUGCCGACGAAUGUUACGCGGUGUAUGCGAGUCGGCUGGUGACGACGCUGACUACAAAGUGGCGGAAUAUGGAAAUAGAAGAAAUUGCCGUUACAACUGUUCUUGCGCAUAUGGCAAACAUUGACAGUCGUUUGCAGCGCGUCCUCUUCACAUCCAAUGUGCGUACCAGAAGUAAGCUACAGGCGGAGUUAAAAGCGUUUACGUUCGACAAGAAGCGACAUGCUCGAGAUGACAACCUUGGACCUGACCAGAAGAACCGUAAGGCAUCGCCAGUUGUAUGCCACUUCUGUUCAAAGCCGGGACAUCGAAUUGCUGAAUGCCGAAGUAAAAUGCGACAAGAUAGACAGGCGAAACCGUAGCGUGAAAAAUCAAA
Drosophila mauritiana is the source of this 813-nucleotide messenger RNA. RefSeq lists its product as uncharacterized. Gene Ontology annotation, molecular function: nucleic acid binding; zinc ion binding. The record is from RefSeq and is a predicted model, not a curated record. NCBI's taxonomy places the organism in Eukaryota, Metazoa, Arthropoda, Insecta, Diptera, Drosophilidae. The transcript is spliced from 2 exons. The coding region runs from base 26 to 799 and encodes 257 amino acids.